AUGGUUUCUGCAUUUGCUUCCCAAAAUUUGAUUCUGAUGGCAUUUCUUCAGCUUCUUGUAGUUUUCAUUCUCCUCUUUGGGAGCUUAUUGAUGAGGCUAGUAGAAUCAGUCACACCCAGUAGAAGGAUGAUCGUAGGGAAUGAGACAGAUCGACUUGCUUUGCUGGAAUUCAAGAAACAAAAAUAUGAUGACCCGUAUGGAGCUCUAAGUUCUUGGAACGAUUCCAUCCAUUUCUGCAACUGGGUUGGGAUCACAUGUAGUCAUCGUCAUCGACAACGGGUUAUCAGCUUGGAUUUACAAGGGAAGGGCUUGGGAGGUAACAUAUCUCCUUCCAUAGGGAAUCUCACUUUUCUUCAUUCCCUUGACAUUGGAAACAAUACCUUCCAUGGCAAAAUCCCCCAAGAGAUCAGUAAUCUAAUUCGAUUACAAUACAUCACUCUUCGAAACAACACUCUCCAAGGAGAAAUUCCUACCAGCUUGGCCAACUGCACUGGUCUAAGAAGAAUUUACUUCUCCUAUAACAAUCUCGUCGGGAAGAUUCCAAUUGAACUAUUUACGUCUCUUUCAAAGCUGGAGGAAAUUUAUAUUUUUAGCAAUGGUUUAACAGGAGAAAUACCAGCUUCUUUUGGGAACAUUUCCUCCGUUCGAGUUAUCUCUUUGGGUGAGAAUGAACUGCAGGGUAGCAUCCCAGAAUCCUUUGGUCAACUAACAAACUUAUUCUUUCUAUCACUUCAUCUAAACAACCUCUCUGGUAAGUUCCCUCUCUCACUACACAAUCUCUCAUCUCUUGAAACGAUUUCCCUUGCAAUCAACCACCUGCAUGGGAGCCUUCCACGAGACAUAGGCCUCACCCUUCCAAAUCUCAAAUUUCUAGCAAUUGCAAGGAACCUUUUCUCAGGGAGAAUUCCAAAUUUCAUCUCCAAUAUUUCAACAAUCAAACUAAUUGAUCUCACAGAAAACAGUUUUGUUGGACCCGUCCCUAACAACUUAGAAAAUCUUCAAAACCUUCAAAAGUUUAGUAUUGAUGGAAAUCAAUGUGGAAUAGGGGAAGCUGAUGAUUUAGGUUUUGUAAAUUCUUUAGUCAAUUGUACAAAUCUAGAGAUUUUGGGAAUAGCAGAAAAUGGUUUUAAGGGUCCCCUUCCCAACUUUAAAGCCAAUCUCUCAACACGACUCUCACAACUUAUUUUGGGAAGGAAUCAAAUAUCUGGAACCAUUCCUACUAGGAUUGGGAAUCUCUUCAACUUGGCCGCAUUGGGCUUGGAGGGGAACUUUCUCGAAGGUAAUAUCCCGUCUGUUGUAGGAAAGCUUCAGAAGCUUCAAAUAUUACUCUUAAAUGAAAAUAGACUUUCAGGACAGAUACCUUCCUCCAUAGGCAAUCUCACUCUUUUGUAUAAACUCAAUUUACAGAAAAACAGCUUGAAUGGAAGCAUUCCUUCCAGCAUUGGAAAUUGCCAACAGUUACAGUACCUUUCCCUUUUUAAUAAUAGCCUCCAAGGCCCAAUACCUAAACAACUCUUCCUUAUUUCCUCCUUAUCAAUAUUUCUCAACUUAUCUUCUAAUUCUCUGGUCGGUUCCCUACCAAUUGAAAUCGGUAACUUGAAGAGUCUUUCUGGAAUAGAUAUCUCCAAAAACAGAUUGUCUGGAGAAAUCCCCUACUCCAUUGGUGAUUGUAAUGGUUUAGAAAGCCUUUAUAUGGGGAGAGAGGUACCAACAAAAGGAAUCUUUGGAAAUGCAAGUGCAAUUUUCAUGAAUGGAAAUGAUAAGCUUUGUGGUGGAAUUGCAGAGUUGCAUCUCCCUGCAUGUACAAACCAUGGAUCUACGAAACGAGAAAAGUCCAAUGCUCUUAAAAUAGUUUUGAUGAUAAUCGGUGUGGCUUUUGGUUUUCUUUUGAUGUCUUCCUUUCUUACUCUCUAUUGGAUAAGAAGAUCAAACAGUAAACCUCCAUCUACACCAUUAAUCGGUGAACGGUCCUUGAAUCUUUCUUACAAAGAUCUCUUCCAAACUACUGGAGGAUUUUCUUCAGCUAAUUUCAUAGGUUCUGGUAGUUUUGGCUCUGUAUACAAAGGGAUUAUCAACCAAGAUGAAACCAUUGUUGCAGUCAAGGUACUCAACCUUCAAAAUUCAAGACUCUACAAGAGCUUUACGGCUGAAUGCAAAGCAUUAAGAAACAUUCGGCAUCGAAAUCUUGUCAAGAUUUUAACUUCAUGUUCAAGUAUUGAUUCAAAAGGCAAAGAUUUCAAAGCCUUUGUUUAUGAGUUUAUGCCCAAUGGGAGUCUAGACGAUUGGAUGCAUCUGCCAGUGGAGGCAAAUAAUCAUUCAAGAAGUUUAACCAUUCUUCAAAGAUUAAACAUCGCAAUUGAUGUGGCUUCUGCUUUGGAUUACCUUCAUCAUAACUGUUAUGCGCCAAUUGUUCAUUGUGACUUGAAGCCAAGCAAUGUUCUACUUAACAGAGAUAUGACUGCACAUGUCAGUGAUUUUGGUUUGGCGAGGCUACUUUUAGAACCCAAUGACAAAUCAUCCCAGACUCAAACUAGUACCAUUGGGAUUAAAGGAUCUAUUGGUUAUGCUGCUUCAGGCUAUUAUACAUGA
Telopea speciosissima is the source of this 2589-nucleotide messenger RNA. Its product is annotated as probable LRR receptor-like serine/threonine-protein kinase At3g47570. Gene Ontology annotation, molecular function: protein binding; ATP binding; protein kinase activity. The transcript is spliced from 3 exons. NCBI's taxonomy places the organism in Eukaryota, Viridiplantae, Streptophyta, Magnoliopsida, Proteales, Proteaceae. The coding region runs from base 1 to 2589 and encodes 862 amino acids. The record is from RefSeq and is a predicted model, not a curated record. Gene Ontology annotation, biological process: protein phosphorylation.